This is a messenger RNA of Sphenostylis stenocarpa, 1317 nucleotides long. NCBI's taxonomy places the organism in Eukaryota, Viridiplantae, Streptophyta, Magnoliopsida, Fabales, Fabaceae. The record is from the annotation of a GenBank genome assembly.
AUGGCGACUCAACCGAGCGACGCGGAACUCAUAGCCGGCUUGCAAGCCAGAGUCAAGGAAUUAGAAUCUGAGAAUGCAAAGCUGUUGUCUCAACUUGAUGUUUGCCGCAGUCAUGAGAUGGAGAAAAAAUUACAUGGCCCUGAUGGGAAAGGCAGAGAAUGUAAAGGCAACAUGAAAUCUGAAGACAAGAUAGAGAAAAAUACAGGUUAUGACACAAGGUUUAUGAGUCAUCACAGCAAGAGAUAUGUAGCCUUAAAAGUCAUGUACUUUGGAAAAAGGUUUUAUGGUUUUGCGUCAGAGGCACAAAUGCAGCCAACUGUUGAGUCUGAACUUUUCAAAGCUUUUGAGAAAACAAGGCUAUUGGUUGGGGAUAAGAAGGAGUCACAGUAUUCAAGAUGUGGUAGAACAGACAAAGGGGUUUCCUCUGUUGGACAAGUGAUAGCCCUUUUCCUAAGAUCAAACCUCAAGAUAUCUGCCAUAAAUAUUGGAAAUUCUGGAGAAGUUGUUUCAGACGAGAAACUUGAAGGGGAAAUAGAUUAUGUUAGGGUGCUAAAUCGAGUUCUUCCAAAUGACAUUCGAAUUUUGGGCUGGUGUCCUGCUCCUGUUGAUUUCCAUGCAAGCAAUGGAUUUAUCAUAAUCCAUGUUUGCUUUGACAGGUUUAGCUGUCUAAGCAGGGAGUAUAAAUAUUUCUUUUGGAAUGAAAAAUUGAACAUACCGGCCAUGGAGAGUGCUGGAAACAAACUUGUAGGAGAACAUGACUUCAGAAACUUCUGUAAAAUGGAUGCAGCAAAUGUGCACAACUACAGGCGGCACAUCACAUUGUUUGAGAUUUCUCCUACAGAUGUGAGGUACAAUGGUAAUCAACUUUGGGUGAUUAAAAUAAGAGGUAGUGCUUUUCUGUGGCAUCAGGUUCGCUGCAUGGUUUCUGUUCUAUUCAUGGUUGGCAAAAGUCUUGAAUCUCCAAAUGUGAUUGAUGUGCUUCUGGACACUACUAGGAUUCUAAGGAAACCCCAGUACAUUAUGGCUUCAGAGGUUCCGUUGGUUCUUCAAUCCUGCGAAUUUGACGACAUUAAGUUUAUGUGUUCAUCAGAUGCUGGAUAUGCGUUGCAGUCACACUUGGUGAAUGAAUGCCAAAUUUACCAGCUUCAAGCCACAAUCUUUCACGAAGCUCUUCUUAACUGCGUGCCUCUAUCAAAUGAUCAAAGCUUGCUGUCUUUUCAAGGAUCCAAGAAGAAAGUCUCCCAUGUCCCUCUCAUGUCACGACCAACUGAGCCAUCGUAUGAAGAACGACGAGCCAAACUCAACAUAGUAGGAUGA